ACUUACUUUUUCUACAAAAUUGCAUGCACUUUAUAAUUGAAUCAUGUUUUCAACAACAACUAAGUCUUAUACUUUAUCACCUUUAAUCUCUCUCCGCAAAUGUUCUUCAUUUUCCAAACCUAAAUUAUUGAACGUGCCAUCUUCCAUAGGACACUUGUCUUUAGGAUUAUCCACUUCAUCCACAAACCACCUUUCUGUGUCUUGUACCUACUCAUCAGAAAAUGGACCUCGGAUAUCAUCAAUUCAGGGGGGUGAAGAUUUUUUCAGGGGUGUGUUGGAGAGUAUGCAAUCAGUGUACUUGAACAGGAAUCCUACAGCAAAGGCCAUAUUGGAUCUUGUUCACUCUUUUGAGAACAAUUCAAUAUGCUAUGAUCAUCUUGCAUUCAGGACAUUUGGGGUGAAUGGUUAUGGAAUUGACUCGAUGGCAGGUUUUUUCCUGGAUUAUGGCUAUACACAACGAGAGGAGUUGCGAUUUCCGGGAAAAAAAUUGAGGGCGUUGUGGUUCUCACCUCCCGCUGAUUCUGUUUCCGGCGGUGGCAGUGGCAGUGGCAUGAGUGGACCCUUGCCGAGAAUUUUUAUAUCAGAGCUACUGGUAGAUCAGAUGAGUCCACCAACUCAGGAAAUAAUUAGGAAAUACACUGAAUCAUCCGGAAAUGGAAAAAAAUAUGCAGCUCUUGCAAGUUCGUUGGGACAUUUAACAUGGGAAAAACCCUUAUAUUCUGAGUUUCAACAAUUGGCAAGAGAGAGUGAAUAUGCUGCAUGGACACUAGUCAACGGUCAUGCGCUGAACCAUGUUACUAUUUCCACGCAUCGGCUGAAAACUCAUUUGAGGGAUAUAAAAAAAUUGAAUCAGUUUAUUGAGGAGAGUGGAUUCAGAUUGAAUUCUGAAGGAGGAGUACUGAAAGUGAGCCCUGAUGGCCUUCUCCAGCAAAGUUCAACUGUAGCAGAUUCAAUUUCUUUCCAAUUUGCUGAUGGUAUAACUGAAUCAGUUCCAUGCUCAUACAUUGAAUUUGCCGAGCGUCUCGUGCUGCCGCAGUAUGAAAAUCUACCUCACACAGAGGUUAAAGAGUUUCAUAGGAGGGAUGGUUUUGAGGUAGCAAGUGCCGAUAAGAUCUUUGAAAGCACAUCCAAGGAACAGGUGAGCAGAGUAGGCUCAUAGGAGUUUCAUCUCAUCUAGUUUGUACCAUGAACAUGUACAUAUGAAGGCAACAUUUUAGACCCAAUUGUAAUCUUAAUGUCUAGAUUUCAUGCACUUCAACUCAUGUGGAUACUGCAUCAUAAAACUGGGUUCAAUAAUUUAGCAAAAAACUAAAGAAAGAUGAGGUAUCCUUUUCCUCAAUUUCUGUCUUGCUUCUUUUCCAAUCAAUGCUAUAUCUUGUAUUAAAUUU
Messenger RNA from Cicer arietinum (chickpea), 1388 nucleotides. Its product is annotated as 2-oxoadipate dioxygenase/decarboxylase, chloroplastic. NCBI's taxonomy places the organism in Eukaryota, Viridiplantae, Streptophyta, Magnoliopsida, Fabales, Fabaceae. The record is from RefSeq and is a predicted model, not a curated record. Gene Ontology annotation, molecular function: oxidoreductase activity.